GAGUGGUUAGAAUAGAAAUGUUACUAAAAAUAUUUUGUUUGUGUUCGGUGGUGGCGUGUGUGGUUUCCGCACCUCCCACAGAUGAGGUUCCACCAGAAAGGCUACAGCCAACAGUGAUUCCAAUAGUUUCACAAUCCGAGGAAUUUGAAGCUGAUGGAAAAUAUAAAUUUAGCUAUGAAACCGGGAACGGGAUCAAACGUGAAGAAACUUCUUUCGACAAAGUGGUUGAUGGCAAGGAAGCACGCAAACACAGUGACUGCAGCAACGAGGGGGGUGAAGAUGAUGACAGCGAUGAGAUCCACGUGCAGCAGGGAUCAUAUUCCUACACAGCACCAGAUGGCACCCUCAUCAGUGUAAAAUAUAUCGCAGACGAGAAUGGAUUUAGACCAGUUGGUAAUCAUAUCAAUCUUGGCCCUCAACCACCAGCGGAAUCCAGUCACUCCCACAAACACAAGCAUAAAUCUUCUCGAAAAUUAAAAGAGAGUGAAGAAGAUUCUUCAAAAUUUGAAUCCGAAGAAAAUCUUCCAACAGAAACCUCUGAAUCGGAAUCGAAUGAAAGUAUUUUGCCACCAAAUGGAGAUUUUGCAAAAAAGAUACCGAAAAAAGGGUCAAAGCAAGGCAAGGAUAACAAAAAGUCCGCUCCUAAAGAAUCCGGAAAACCAAUUACUGAAGAAGACGAAAUACUCAAUGAGAAAGACAAUGAAAAUUCUGCAUCUAAGAAAAGUAACAAGCUGAGUCACGAUUUGGAUGAAAAGCCAGAAUCUGGGAAAACUGAAAAGGUCGAAACUGAGGAAGGUGAAAAGUCUGCCACUAAGAAUGGUAAGCUGUCUAAAUCAUCUGCUAAUAAGGGAGACAAUAAGCCUGAAUCUGAGGAAAAUAAGAAGCCUGAAUCUGACGAAGGUAAGAAUCCUGAAUCAAAGGAAGGUCAAAAACUUGCAUCUGUAGGGGAGAAGUCUUCGCCUAAAGAAGGUGAGAAGUCUACACCUAAGGAAGGAGAGAAGCCCACACCUAUAGAAGGAGAGAAGCCCACACCUAAGGAAGGAGAGAAACCUGAGUCCAAGGAAGGUGAGAAGUCUACACCCAAGGAAGGCGAGCAACCUACACCUAAGAAAGGCGAAAUGCCAACACCUAAGGAAGGCGAGAAGCCUGUACCUAAAGAAAGCGAGAAACCUACACCUGAGGAAGGAGAGAAGCCCACACCUAAGGAAGGAGAGAAGCCCUCACCUAAGGAAGGAGAGAAGCCUACGCCUAAGGAAGGAGAGAAGCCUACGCCUAAGAAAGGAGAGAAGCCUACACCUAAGGAAGGAGAGAAGCCCACACCUAAGGAAGGUGAGAAACCUACACCUAAGGAAGGAGAGAAACUUGAGUCCAAGGAAAGUGAGAAGUCUACACCCAAGGAAGGUGAGAAACCUACACCUAAGAAAGCCGAGAAGCCCACACCUAAGGAAGGCGAGAAGCCUGCACCUAAGGAAGGCGAGAAGCCUGCACCUAAAGAAAGCGAGAAGCCUACACCUAAGGAAGGCGAGAAGUCUACACCUAAGGAAGGAGAGAAGCCUACACCUAAGGAGGGCGAGAAGCCUGCACCUAAAGAAGGUGAGAAGCCUAAACUUAAGGAAGGUGAGAAGCCUACAUCUAAGGAAGGAGAGAAAUCUACACCUAAGGAAGGAGAGAAGUCUACGCCUAAGGUAAGUGAGAAACCUGAGUCCAAGGAACGCAAGAAGUCUACACCUAAGAAAGAAGAGAAGCCUUCACCUAAAGAAGGAGAGAAGCCUACACCUAAGGUAGGAGAGAAGCCUAUACCUAAGGAAGGUGAGAAACCUGAGUCCAAGGAAGCCGAAAAGCCUACGCCAAAAAAAGGUGAAAAACCUGAGUCCAAGGAAGCUGAGACGCCCACACCUAAGGAAGGAGAGAAGCUUAAACCUAAGGAAGGAGAGAAGUCUUCACCUAAAGAAGGAGAGAAGCCUACACCUAAGGAAGGAGAGAAGCCUACGCCUAAGGAAGGUGAGAAACCUGAGUCCAAGGAAGCCGAAAAGCCUACGCCAAAAAAAGGUGAGAACCCUGAGUCCAAGGAAGCUGAGAAGACCACACCUAAGGAAGGAGAGAAGCCUUCACCUAAAGAAGGAGAGAAGCCUACACCUAAGGAAGGAGAGAAGCCUACGCCUAAGGAAGGUGAGAAACCUGAGUCCAAGGAAGCCGAAAAGCCUACGCCAAAAAAAGGUGAGAAACCUGAGUCCAAGGAAGUCGAGAAGCCCACAUCUAAGGAAGGAGAGAAACCUGAGUCGAAGGAAGGUGAAAAGCCUACACCCAAGGAAGGAGAGAAACCUGAGUCAAAGGAAGGUGAAAAGCCCACACCUAAGGAAGGAGAGAAGCCUACACCUAAGGAAGGCGAGAAGUCUACUCCUAAGGAAGGCGGGAAGUCUGCUCCUAAGGAUAUUGAGAAGCCAGCACCUAAGGAAGGCGAGAAGCCUACACCUAAGGAAGGAGAGAAACCUGAGUUGAAGGAAGGUGAAAAGCCUACACCCAAGGAAGGAGAGACACCUACGCCUAAGGAAGGCGAGAAGUCUACUCCUAAGGAUAUUGAGAAGCCAGCACCUAAGGAAGGCGAGAAGCCUACACCUAAGGAAGGAGAAAAGCCUACACCUAAAGAAGGAGAAAAACCUACGCCCAAGGAAGGCGAGAAGCCUACACCAAAGGAAGCUGAGAAGCCUACACCUAAGGAUGAUAAUAAGCCUGCACCAAAGGAUGGUGAGAAACCUGCAUCUAAAGAAGGAGAGAAACCUGCUACAUCUGCAAAGGAAGCACAAAACAUAUCAAAACAAGCCGUAGAUGUUGUUCAAGACGCUAAAGUGUCUGCCAAAGGUGCGGUUCAGUCUGCUAUGGAAGCGCUGCAAACUGCGGAGAAGGUUAUAAAAUCUAUAAAUAGAAAGCGUGCAGAAGGAGAUAAUAUGUCUGACAAAGACACGAUAGCACAUGCACAGUUAGCUAAGAACGCUGCCAAAGAGGCGCUGCAAGCGGCUCAAGUUGUUGGUAACGCUGCUGAAGCAGCAGAGAAAGCCGCGAACGAGGCUGUCAUUUUAGCUCAGUCGCUGCCCACAGUGUCUGAAAAUUCUCCAAGUGAUCCACCAAAGAAACCAGAAGAUAAUAAGGCUCCUGUAGAUGAUAAGUCUCACAAAGAAGUACCACCAAAAGCUGCGUAAAUAGUGACGAUACCGAAGUAAACAUCAAACGAUACUGGACACACGGUCUUGAACUCGGCCAAAAGCUAUUGUUACGGGUUAUUUAUUUUAAAUUGUUAUGUCUGUUGUAUAAAAAUGAAAUAAAAAUGUGAUAUUAUGUUUUCUAAGUCAA
Molecule: messenger RNA, 3348 nt
Organism: Helicoverpa zea (corn earworm)
Lineage: Eukaryota; Metazoa; Arthropoda; Insecta; Lepidoptera; Noctuidae
Product: proteoglycan 4-like
Exons: 3
Coding region: 18-3197 (1059 amino acids)
Source: RefSeq, a predicted model, not a curated record